Messenger RNA from Babjeviella inositovora NRRL Y-12698, 737 nucleotides. RefSeq lists its product as uncharacterized. Bases 24 to 656 code for a protein of 210 amino acids. The record is from RefSeq and is a predicted model, not a curated record. Gene Ontology annotation, molecular function: protein binding; zinc ion binding. Lineage: Eukaryota; Fungi; Ascomycota; Pichiomycetes; Serinales. The transcript is spliced from 2 exons.
AUACAUUACCACAUUCAAACACUAUGAAGAUCUUUGUUAAAUCCUCCUCUGGUUCGCCAGAUUCUCUCUUUUCGAUCACUAUUCCCGAUAACUCGAGUGUCAUGGACUUGAAGACGUCGGUGAUCAUUGCAGCUCCGAUCGCCGUUUUGCCCUCAGGCGCCAAGCCGUCUCUGUUCAAGCUAGUGUUCAACGGAAAGGUGUUGGAUAUCUUGUCCCAGAAAUUAGAAACCCUCGACAUUGUAGACCACUCCACGAUUAUCCUCGUCCACAACAACCAUUCGCUCGCGCUCCAGCUGUUCAACCCGUUGAACUCGCCGAUCAUAAAGAAGGUGGAACUCUGUCUUGCCCGGACAGAUUCGGCUACACUCUCCAAUACCCUCACACCUACCACAUCGCCCACCGCCGCCGCCGCCUCAGUCACCAAGCCCGGCAUCAAACGCAAGACCUUUUCGAAAAAGACAUGCCACUUCCUGCAGUGCCAUCAGCCGCAAGCCAAGUUCAUCGGAGACUGUACGUACUGUAACCACAAGUACUGCUCGAAGCACCGGUUAGUGGAGGAUCACUCGUGUUCCGAGUUGAGGCACUGCCAGGAAGAGUACAGAGCGAAGAAUGCAAACAAGUUGAUGAACGAACAGACCUUUGCCAGCAAGGUGUAGCCCAUUUUUACACAUGCGUCGCAAGGUUAUUUAAUAUUUUUUUUUUCUGGUAACCCUAUGACGUAUAGACAAGAGCAAUGU